ACAGCAAAAAUAUCUUAUUAAUACUUUUUUUAUAGCUUUAUAAUUAAUUAUUGGUUUAAUGAAAAAGUUACCUGGUUUAAUGAGUAUGAUUUGUUCCUAAAUUUCGUUUAAUGCUUUAUUAAAACUCGUAAAGAUUUAAAUUAAUGCAAUAAUAAUGUUCCAAAUCAACAAUCAAUUGGUUCUUGAUGAAGAGUAUGAUGAAAACUACCAACCCACUGAAGAAGAAGUAUAUGAGUAUGCCCAAGUUAUUGGUAUUGAUCCGUUGAGGGAACCUGAACUUCUUUAUAUUGCUCGUCAAGGAAUUGUGGCACCAUUACCUACUGAUUGGAAACCAUGCCAAGAUCCUAGUGGUGACAUUUAUUACUUUAAUUUUUCUACUGGUGACAGUGUAUGGGAUCAUCCGUGCGAUGAACAUUUUAGAGAACUCGUUGAAAAAGAAAGAAUGCUUUUACGAAAGAAAUCUUUAGAGAAAAAGAAAGUUAAAAAAAAUAAAGACCAAAAAUCCAAAAAAGAAAACUUUGGUACUCUUGCUCCUUUAAAGGGGGAAAGUGGGCCACAACUUUCUUCGCUUAAGAGUAACCAUGGUAAACUUGGAUCACUAUUGUCUACAGUUAAUCCUCUUGGAACCACUUCGCAAAGUAAUAUGAAUCCACUAGCCAAAUCUACAAUUCCUUCAAAAAUUGGUUUAACUGCAGAUUUAAAGAACCCAACUAAAAUAAAUAAUACUGAAACAAAAACUUAUUCAAAAAACAAUUUGAGAGAUUCAUUUGCAUUUUCACUUGGUAAAACAGGUGAAAAUGUUAACUUUGAAAUGUCUGAUUUAAGUGAGUAUUCAGAUGGCAAACCAAAAUUUACUCUUGGACUUCAUGCACAAGAUAUUGCUAAUCUCAGCUAUGAUGAAUCUGAUGGUGAUAAUCAAAGAAGUGCUGAUGAUAAAGACGAUGAAACUGAAUUGGAUUUUGGUAUUAACUCAGGCCUUGCAGCUCGUUUAGAAGGUAUGACCGUAGAAAAUCUUCCACGAUAUAAUAUGUCUAAUGAUGAUGAUGACAGCGAUAGCAAAUCUUUUAAAUUUGAUAUUAAGAAUUCUUUCAAUGAAGAUAAACUCCGGCAAGAAGUUUUAAAAAUAAAACAAUCAAAUGAAAAAUUAGACCCAGACCAAAAUCUCUGGAAAAAUGUAAAGCUUAUGAACAAUGCAAAUUUUCUAUUAAAAACAAAUGAAGCAUCUGAAAGUUAUCCAAACAGCAACAGUAUGGAUGAUGAAAAUGUCAUGAUUCUUGAGCGUUUUCAAAAAGGUGUUGACAUUAAUUCAUCAGCCAAUUUAGAAAAUCGGUCUAAAGAUUUAAAAAAUUUCAAAGAAAAGUUAAUGAAAGAAGAAACAGAAGAAAAAGAAAAAUUAGAUGCUCAACUCAAAGCUGAUAUUGCAAAAUUGCGUUCAGAGUAUGAAAGUGAAAAGCUAGAUGAAGAAAAAAAGCUCAAGGAAGAACUUAAUCUUGAAGUACAGAAGUUAAAAGCUAAGUAUGAGAUAGAAACAAAAAAUGAAGAAAACAAAAUUAAAAUUGAUCAUCAAAGUAUUAUAACUCAAUUAAAAAGCAAGCUGGAUGCAGAAAUGCAGCAAUUCACAGCAAAAUUGAAAGAAGAUAAAGAUGCUGAGUUGAAACAUUUAAAAGUUGAAAAUGAAAAGGAAAUAGAGAAACAUAAAUCUAAUCUAAAAGAUGGUUUGUUGAAGCUUAAAGAAGACAUCGAAAAGCAAAAUGAGCUUGAUAAGAAAAGUUUACAGGACAAUCUAGAGAAGGAAAAAAAAUUGAUGUUAGAGAACGUCAAGAAGCAGUUUGAAAAAGAAACUGAAGAACUUCGUUCGAAUCUUUUCAAUGAGCAUAAUUUACGAAUAAAUUCUCUUAAAGCAGAUAUUGAAGGAAAGUAUGAGGAAGAUGAAAAUAUAUUUAAAGACUCUUUAAAUCAAAGCAAGUUUGCACAAAUUUCAAGCAAUAUGUCUUAUAUCAAUGAAACAGAAGAGAAUCAUAAAUACGCAAUAAAAGAAAUGAAUGAGAAACACUCUGAAGAAAUCAGAAAGUUGUCUCAAAAAUUUAUACACCAGUUAGAGGAAAUAAAGAAGGAAUUUGAAGAAAAGAUAAUUGCUGAGAGAACGAAUGGAGAACAAAAACUUAGCACAGAGCUGAAAGAGUUUCAAAAAUAUCACCAAAAUGAAAUAGAUCAGCAAAAUCAACAGCAUGAAGCAAAAUUAAAUUUGCUACGAAGUACUUUCAACAAACAAAGUGAAGAAUUGGAACAAAAAACAAAAAAUUUAGAGAAAAUAUCUUCUGAUAUACAAGAAAAAAAGGAAGAACUAAUUGGUCUUGAAAAUGAUCUUCGAACUAAAAAAGAAAGCAUAACUAAUGAGUUAAAUGAACUUAAUAAAAAAACUUCCGAAGUCAGCAAAGCAAACAGAAACAAAGAGCAUGAUAUAAAUUUACUUUCUAUCAAAAAGCAACAAUUUCAAAAUGAAAUUUCCAAUUUAAUGGAAAAUGAAGUUUCUUUAAGAGAAACUAUAGGCAUGCUACAAACAAGUAAAUCUGUAUUGGAAGGAAAUCUUAAUGAACUUAUGCAGAAAAAGAAUGAUGUCUUGGAUAAAAUUAAGGAAGAAAAUGAAAUUUUUUUGGCGCAGCAACAUCAGCAUGAAGAACUUGUUUUAAACUUGAAGAGUCAAGUUAAAAAUCUUCAAGAUUUCCUUCAAACACUAGAGAAUGAAAAAUUACAAUUUAAAGACAACAGAAAAGUCCAAUGCGUAGAUGUAUCAACAAAUACUGACUUAAAUAUCUAUGUUUCCAUUAAACCAGAAAGCGAUUUAUCUCAAAGUAAUGUUCAAGAAAUGUUAAAUGAGGAUAGAAAGUCCCCUUUGUCUUUAAAAGACUUACAAAAAGAAGCUGUUAAUGAGGAUGCAGAAAUUAAAAAGAAUGAUGUUAGCAGUGGCGGUAUGAACAAUUUUAAAAAUUUAAAAAAAAUUCAAAGUCGACUUUCAAGGAGGGUGUGGCUUGAAUCAGAUAGCGAGUCACUUCAAUCAACAGAAGCAGAUGACUAUGAAAAAUAUGCUAGAAAACCUAAAUAUGGCAGUAUUGAAGAUUCAGAAGAAGUUCAAAGAGCUCAACUUUUUUUAUUGAAAAAUAGAGAGUCUUUACGCCAGGCUGCGUUAUCAAAGGUUCCUGAAGAGCAGAAGUAUAUACAUUCUGAUUUGCAUAAACGUUUGAGUCCGAGCGCUGCUAAAGUAUUAAAAAGAGUUCGUAUGAAACUUGCUCAGGAACGCGCAGAAAUUGAUGAAGCUAUAUCUUCUAUCACAGAGCAAUAUGAAGAAGUACAUAAUGAUGAGCGGAAGUCUUUAAGAACAAAAAUACCUGAAAAUUUUAUCGAUGUCGAUAACUUUAUUGAAACUAUCUCAGAUGCAGAUUACGUUAGUAAUCGACGCGAUAAGCUUAAACAAAUGCGCGAUCAACGGUAUCGUUUGUACGAGAAACUUGAUUAUCAACCUUGGAUAGAAAAUAUAACUGCAAAUAAUAGAGAUAAUUUUGAGGAUGAUUUUACUUUUGUGCGUCGUAAAAUAGACAAUAAACGUUUUCCAAUAAAUUCAGAUAAUAAAUAUGAAGAUGAAACUAGAUAUGCUUAUCCAUCAGAAAUCAGACACAACAUACCUUAUGAAGGCCAAAGAAAAUCUUAUUUAGAGCAUAACGACGAGUCGUUUUAUGUAAAAACUAUUCCGACACCGACUGUUGAGGAAAGGCUAGAAAUGAAAUGGCGAAAGUAUUUUGGUGAUCGACAGGCUCCAUCGUAUCAGAGUUCUCGUGUAUCGUGGGGUCACGCCUCGGCUUUGGAAAAUCUUCGGAAUAGUGGUAACACUGUUUUUAACGGACAAGACUUUGCAACUGAAAGACGUCUACAAAGUCACGCUGAAUGGUUGAAAAGUCUUUCCAAAUCUAAUAAUUUUGCAUCACUUGCAUCAUCCAUUACACAUUAGCAGUUCCAUAUAAGGAAAAAUUAGAAGUUUUUUAUUACUUACAUCACUAACAAUAAAAUUAAUAUUGCAUCUUAAUGAUAAUAUUCUUAAUAAUUUUAGUUUUUGCUAUUAUUUUAUUUUUUAUUUAACAAAAUAGUUUAGGAAAAGAACGAGUUUUUAUGUGUUUAUUAAUAUUUGUAUUUGUCGUAACUAUUUUUUUUUUUGAAAAGAAGUAUCUAUUAAAUAUUAAAAUUUUUAUUGUACCAAAGAUAUUUUUUAUAUAUAAAGUAAGCUUUAUUUUGUUGACAUGAAAUUAAGUUAGCAAUAUUUUAUAUCUUGCAUAUACUGCGUGUAUACUAUAA
Messenger RNA from Hydra vulgaris (swiftwater hydra), 4344 nucleotides. Its product is annotated as centrosomal protein of 164 kDa. Lineage: Eukaryota; Metazoa; Cnidaria; Hydrozoa; Anthoathecata; Hydridae. Gene Ontology annotation, molecular function: protein binding. The record is from RefSeq and is a predicted model, not a curated record.